UCAAUCAAUUUUGGACUUAGUGCAUUGAAAAUUGUGCGCUUUUUUGGGAAAAUCGAAGAGUUCUGAUCUUCUUCAUAAACUGUCACUUCAAUUUCAACUGAUUUCAACCAGACUUUUAAAUAGGCUAUAAACUUCCUAACAAAACCGAGAAUGAAGGCCUUCAGUGUUGCAGUUGCAGUGGUACUCGUCCUUGCAUGUAUGUUCAUCAUUGAAAGCACCGCUGUUCCUUUCUCCGAGGUGCUAACGGAGGAGGUUGGAAGCAUUGACAGUCCAGUUGGGGAACAUCAACAGCCGGGCGGCGAGUCCAUGCGUCUGCCGGAGCAUUUCAGGUUCAAGCGUCAGAGCCACCUCUCCCUGUGCCGUUGGUGCUGCAACUGCUGUCACAACAAGGGUUGUGGCUUCUGCUGCAAAUUCUGAGGACCUGCCUGCAAUAAACCAUCUUAUUAACUUAUUGCCUUUAAUUUCCCCCCUAUUCUUCUACAUUUCCUUUGGACUCUGUGGAGAAGAUGCAAUCUCAUUGAUGUCUUUCUCACUGCAACCUCAGUCUUGUACAUAAAUGUUUUGUAUCAUGUUGUAUAGCCUAGUGACACAGGAAAAAGACAGCUAAUUGAAAUAAUAAUUUCUAUUAUGUACAUUUAGUACAUUUUUUUUGGUACAUUUUCUAGUUUGUACAUGUUGCAAUGUUUUCUUUCUGAGAUGUUGUUUUUGUAACUACGAUAAUGAUUUAUAAAAUCACUUCUUAUUGUGACACUUAAAAAAAA
Molecule: messenger RNA, 761 nt
Organism: Oncorhynchus masou masou (cherry salmon)
Lineage: Eukaryota; Metazoa; Chordata; Actinopteri; Salmoniformes; Salmonidae
Product: hepcidin
Exons: 3
Coding region: 151-417 (88 amino acids)
Biological process (GO): defense response to bacterium; intracellular iron ion homeostasis
Cellular component (GO): extracellular region
Source: RefSeq, a predicted model, not a curated record